Molecule: messenger RNA, 548 nt
Organism: Magnolia sinica
Lineage: Eukaryota; Viridiplantae; Streptophyta; Magnoliopsida; Magnoliales; Magnoliaceae
Exons: 1
Coding region: 106-411 (101 amino acids)
Source: RefSeq, a predicted model, not a curated record
UUCCUCAUCCAAACACUUUCCAAUUUCCAACCUCCUUUCUACAUACAAAAACCACUUAAUUUCUAGUAUACCAACAACCAGGAAACGAAAACAUCGACGGCAGAGAUGAGUUGGACGAACAGAGCGUGGAUCGUCGCUACCAGCGUGGGAGCCGUAGAAGCGCUGAAAGAUCAGGGCUUCUGCAGACGGAACUACGCCUUGAGAUCAUUACAUCAGCAGGCGAAGAAGAACAUCCGAUCGUAUACGCAAGCCCAGAGACUCUCUCCCUCUCUCGAUUCUUCUUCUUCUUCUUCUUCUUCUUCUUCUAAUAUAGCAGCAUUGAAGAGAAGAAGAGAUAGAGAGGAGAAGCAAAAGCAAUCAGAAGAGUCGCUGAGGAAAGUGAUGUAUUUGAGCUGUUGGGGUCCCAACUGAAAUUCCAACAACCCCUACUUUUUCUUUUUCUUUUCUUUAAGGAAGAGAUUUCGGUACGAUUAUCUCCCGAAUGGAUUGUAUAUAUGUAAAUUUUUUAUAUAUCAGGAAUACAUAUUUAAAAUCAUGAUCUGUGUCGA